AUGGUUAUAAUCACCAUGGUUGGUGCCUUUAAGAAUGUCUUUGGAGAGGACCUGUCUAUCAGCAGUGGUCCCUGGUGCUGGAUCAGAGGCUGCCUAAAGAAUAUGGAAAUAGUGAAAUGGAUGACAAUCACGGGAAAGGGCUGGGAAAUUGCUACUUACAUCGUCACAGCUUUCCUUUACAUCUAUCUCAAAUACUACAUGAUUAAGAGGCGCCGGCGAGAGCAUGCCCCUGAUCUGCGAUACAGUCAAAUCUCGAUGCAUCUUCGAGAUGACGACGAGAACUACGUCCUUCUGUGGUUCGUUCUCUAUCUUCUCCGAAUCUGGGGUACUGCUAGAUACGGAAUUUUUGUUUUUAGGGUAAUCCAUGGAAAAGAUGUGUACAAUUUUGACGAGACGGACAUGGUGCUGAUGCAUUUACAGAGUAUCGGGGACAGCGCUCAGGCUUUUUGUAACUGUCUUCUCUUCUGUGUCAAGGAUACAACUGUCCGACGUGGAAUUUGGAGAAAUUUGUGUUGGAGAGAAAGAGAUCGACAGCUGAGAGACUACAAUCAAAUACAUUAAGGAGUAAAAGCAAACUGCAGAAAGCAAUUUGAUGUCCUUGUGUGUUCAAUUAUAUACCACAAAACUUUACCAAUAAUUGAUAACAAUCAGUGUAACUAUAAGAUGAACAUAUUUCAUCAAAAAUGAAUUUUCUAUUUGAAAUGAAUUAAGUGUAUAUCAAAAUAUAUAGUGUUUUUUAAAAUUUAAUGUGGUUCGUGAACAUUUUUUGAAAAGCAUAAAUAAUAAUAUGGUAAUUGAUGAUUAAGUAAUUGAUACAAUGCAGAGAGAGAGAGAGAGAGAGAGAGAGAGAGAGAGAGAGAGAGAGAGAGAGAGAGAGAGAGAGAGAGAGA
This is a messenger RNA of Magallana angulata, 890 nucleotides long. Its product is annotated as G-protein coupled receptor 157-like. The coding region runs from base 1 to 561 and encodes 186 amino acids. Lineage: Eukaryota; Metazoa; Mollusca; Bivalvia; Ostreida; Ostreidae. Gene Ontology annotation, molecular function: G protein-coupled receptor activity. The record is from RefSeq and is a predicted model, not a curated record. Gene Ontology annotation, biological process: adenylate cyclase-activating G protein-coupled receptor signaling pathway. Gene Ontology annotation, cellular component: plasma membrane. The transcript has 3 exons.